Molecule: messenger RNA, 1436 nt
Organism: Lagopus muta (rock ptarmigan)
Lineage: Eukaryota; Metazoa; Chordata; Aves; Galliformes; Phasianidae
Gene: IFI35
Product: interferon induced protein 35
Exons: 8
Coding region: 296-1285 (329 amino acids)
Cellular component (GO): nucleus
Source: RefSeq, a predicted model, not a curated record
GUCCCCGAGAGAUGAGUCGAGUCGGAUCCCGGUCCUCUGAGGCCUUUAUCGUAGCCUGCACAGAAGCCCCACAGCUUCCUGGGCUGCAGCUGCCGCUCUUCUGAGUCUGCAGCCAUCGUUUUGUAUUUUUCUCUCAUACGUGUGGCACCAAACUGCUGAGUGCAAGCCAGAAACAGUGAAGAGGGGAUACUCGCAGUCAUGAAGUACCAGGACUGGGUUCCUGGGCUGCGCAUAGGGAGCAGCCUGCUGCCCACCCUCACAAGAUCUUUGUAGUGCUCUGGAUCAAGACAACGCGAUGCUGCAAAAGGACAAGGAAGCUGUAGAGCAAAUGUUACAACGUGUAAAGAAAGAGAGAGAACUUCUUCAGAAAAAUCUCAAGCAAAAGCCUCCAAAUUAUGACAAGGUGGAUAUCUCUAUAGCACAGGAUGAGAAGAUCAGAUUGACACAGGAGAAGCAGAUGUUGGAAAACAAACUGGAAGAAAUGAGAAAGAGGAUCCUCAGGGAGGACCCGAUGAUGAUGCUGCAUGCCUUACCAGAGAGGAAGGUAGUGUUUAAGGGACUUGCAGCAGAUAAGGAGGACAUGAACAAGCUGGUGCUCACCCCUCUGAUCCGCUGUCCUCUGACAGGGGGCUCAGCUCUCAUCACCUUUGAGAAGGCAGAGGUGGCCCAGCGGGUGAUAGAGAUGAAAGAGCAUGUGGUGGAGCUGAGCCAUGGGGAGGACCCAGAAGACCUUGACCGGUGUCAAGUGCGAGUGCAGGCAGGUCCAGUGGACAUACUGCUGCCAUCUGCUCUGGAGAUUGGGCUCGCUCGAGGCAGCAGGAGUAUCCUGGUGUCCGGACUGCCCAGCCUGGGCAUCCCUGAGGACAUUCUACUGGACAAGCUGGAGCUCUUCUUCAGCAAGACAAAGAAUGGAGGCAGUGAGGUGGAGAGCAGGGAGUUCCUGGAUGACUGUGGCCAGGUGGUGCUGACCUUCACGCAGGAUGGAGUGGCUGAGCAGCUAAUCACUAGAGGGCAGGUCCAGGUGCCUAUUGGGAAAACAAAAUACAAACUCAAAAUAUCACCCUAUAUGAGAGGAAAUGUCACCAACUUGCAGCUGCAGCCCUCCCGCUGCACCAGGACCGUUCUGCUCUCGGGGAUCCCAGAUGUGCUGGCUGAGGAGCCCAUGAGGGAUGCGCUGGAAAUCCAUUUCCAGAAGGACAGCCGUGGUGGUGGAGAGGUGGACGUCCUCGGCUAUGUCCCAGCUGGGCGCCGGGCAGUGGCUGUGUUCAGGGAGGAUGUGGGCUAGCCCUGACCAGCACUGUAAGCCUGGCUCAUCGGGAAUUCAGUGUGUGAAUUAAAGAGGCCUGCACGGAGCUCUGUGUCUGUCGUGCUCGGGACUGCCUGGGACAGGGCCGGGACGAUGAAUGGAGGGAGAGCCACGGGGAAAGCCGCGUCCC